Molecule: messenger RNA, 1050 nt
Organism: Fusarium proliferatum ET1
Lineage: Eukaryota; Fungi; Ascomycota; Sordariomycetes; Hypocreales; Nectriaceae
Exons: 4
Coding region: 1-1050 (349 amino acids)
Source: RefSeq, a predicted model, not a curated record
AUGUCUCGGAUAUCGCCUCUCUUCCCCCAACGGCUAAUUCUUGCAGCUAGAGUAGCUGCAGGAGUCUCAAUCACCGGCGCAGCAAGCUUUCACCUCGUCACAAGAAAAUGUUACUUUGAGCCCUUUGGACCGGAGAAUGGCAGAUCGUUGUAUGGGCAUCCGCUGCUGAAGAAGAUCAAUCCUUGGAAUAAACCGGGCUCCGCCGACUCAUGCGUGAGAGAGGUGCCGUUCAACAAUCUGGAUAAAGUGAUGCUGGAAGAUGCAAAGAAGGGAGGAACAAAAUUGGUUGAGAGGUUCAUGGCGGGAAUGUGGGGAGGAUUUGGUUAUGGUAUUCAGAGAAGGAUUAUGACAUUUUUCAAGAACGAGGUGAACAAGAACGACUUGUGGGACAAGAAGGAUCUUCUGGCAUCUACCUAUGAGCCAGGCACCUAUUUCACCAACCAUUUCGUUGUCCUCUCAAAAACACCAACAUGUAUCACAUUGAGAGGCUGCUUCGAUCCUCACCAGUCACCGCCUUCGCCCAUGGAUGUUGAUAAUCUCGUUGAGAUACGCGCGGAGCUAGAUGAAAUGAGACAGGUGGCCGUACUCAAACUUCAGGUCAUCACAUUUGAUGGAAGGAAAGAAGCGAGUGACAAGGAGGACCCUUUUGGCGGAGUUGGAGGAUGGCUUCACAGACGGUAUUCUACGUUACUCGUGGAAUCGGGAGCCAGGAACUCGCCUACCAACGGCCGUUUCAAUUCCAAUUGGCAUUCAUCGAUAACAUCGACCGGCACUGCAAUAUCUGGCGGUAUUCUUGCAGCAUUCCUUCUUGCAACACUUCUUAGUGCGGCAGCAGAAGUUGCCAAUGGAGCACUUUCGGGGAAACUUGGCAGGGCAGACUUUGGCAGCGAGUUGGAGAGCCUCGCCGCGGGAGAGGCUGUAGCCGUCUUCCCCGGAGGUAGCGAGGUCUGGAAGACCCUCGGCAGUGCUGAUGGCGGGGCCAGCGGCGGCAAGGGGGAUGAGGAGGAGGAGAGUGGUGGUGAACUUCAUUAUGAGAAACUGCGACGUUAA